Messenger RNA from Neurospora hispaniola, 2940 nucleotides. RefSeq lists its product as uncharacterized. Gene Ontology annotation, biological process: arachidonate metabolic process. Gene Ontology annotation, cellular component: membrane. Bases 183 to 2735 code for a protein of 850 amino acids. The record is from RefSeq and is a predicted model, not a curated record. The transcript has a single exon. Lineage: Eukaryota; Fungi; Ascomycota; Sordariomycetes; Sordariales; Sordariaceae.
CCAAGUUUGGCAAUCAAUCAGCCACAGAGUCCAUUGCGACUUCUUUUGCUCGGUGAGCACUUGAAGCCAUCAUCAUCAACUUCUUGGAGUUAUCACUGGCGAAUGCGCAAACAACCGCCAGACAAAACCGCGCGUGUCGUUUAAACCAACAGUGGUCACCUCGGUGACCCAAAACAGUCAACAUGACAGAAGUCCUCAAUCCACGCCGCCAGCAACAACCCUCCUCCUCCUCAGACUCACCAUCACGAGAACGUCCCCGUCCUCCCGCUCUCAAAACAAGCCACUCCGCUCUCCGCUCCAUCAACCGCCCGCCCAACGUCCGACGAAUAUCCAACCGCGUGUCCAUCGCCGAGCCCGAACCCCAACCAGAAGAAACUCAACUCAAAGCAGAAACCAUCACAUCCUCCGUCCCGAAAACUCCAGAACCAAGUCAUGACAACCAACCCAACCACAACUUCACAAACCCAUCUCCCACCCUCGCCACAACCGCAAACCCCAUUGCCCACACCGCCUCCACCCUCAAAAUCGCCCAAACCCUACACUCCUCCCUCUCCUCCCGACUGCAGCUGCACGUCACCACCACGCCCUGGGCAACCCGCAACAUCCUCACGCUCGACGGCGGCGGUAUAAAAGGGUACUCCUCUUUGAUCCUCCUGCGUACCUUGAUGCAAGAAAUCGCUGCUCUCGAGCAAUCUCUUAGUCCACCGGCCUUUUGCUCCGCUGACCCGACGGGCAACGAGAAUUACUACUUUACUAAAUCUGACGACGAAGAGGAUCGUCACUUUUGUAGUGGUGUCGAGACGGAAAUGGAGAUGCUGGACUGCGAGAAGAGGGCGGGGAAGUUGCGAGACAUGCACAUGAGGGGAAAAGGGAAAGUGAAAGUGGGUGAGUUAAAGGUGGAUGUACCCCCGGAGACGAUGAGAAAGGGGGAGUACCUCCCUAGUCAUUACUUUGAUUAUAUUGCUGGGACGUCAGUGGGGGGAUUGAUUGCGAUUAUGUUGGGGGUGAUGGGACGGACGGUGGAAGGGUGUUUGGAGGAGUUUAGGAAUGGAGGAGAGGGAAGGAGUAGAAGGGAUGGGAGGGGGCUGCCGGUGUUGUUUUUGGAGAUGGAGGAGGAUGCUGCAGCGGAGGAGGAGGAGGAGAAGAAGCAGGUUGAUGUGGGCGAUGGAGGGAGUCAAAGUCAAAAGAGGGAGGAAAGCAGCAGCAGGGCGGAAGGAAGAAGAAGGAGGGUGAUUAGUUUCCCCGGUUUGAGCGGCACUUUUGAGAUUCCGCUGCCGGGGUUUCAUGGUGGUGCGGAUAGGGAGAAGGAUAAGAGGAGGACGACGUGGCCGACCAAGAAGAGUAGAGCGUGGUUUGACACGUUUGCCAAGUUCAGUGUGACUAGUACGGACUUGACUGGAAGCGGGAACAAUACCGCUGCCUCGCGAGCAAUCGUUAGCGACAGUGAGGAUAUCUCACCAACGACUCAACGGGCGAAUACGAACAACACCGUCGCCUCCAGUUGCUCGAGCACGACAACCAGCAGUCCGACCUCGUCGAUUUCUUUCAAGAAAACAUCCUUUCAAUGCCAGACCCUGGCCUGGUGCAGCGAGAUCGACGCGGCCACUCCCACAGAACGACAACCUUAUGCGUUCUGCACGUACGAAGAAGUCCUCGUGGCCGACGGUUCCGACGAAGAAGGUAAAGUCCCUUCGAUCCCUGAGGUUGCCAAGGCCAUCACCACCCCUUCGGACUCUUCACAAUUCAAGCCAUUCAAGCUCCCCGCCAUCGGCCAAUUCGUCGACGGCAGCAAGGAAAUCCGCGACCCAACGCUACCAGUCCUCAAAGAGAUUUCUUCCCUGUUAGGCGUCGACCCUUCCACUCCUUCUUCUGUCCCAGACACCUCCAACCCGCCCAUCGAUUUACUUUUGAGCUUGGGAACAGACGAACACAACGCUUGGUUUUACGAAAAGCUCGUUCAACCUUUCUCUUCCCGAUCUUCCCCGUCCGAGUAUUCCUCCUCCAUGUCCCCCUCCACCACCAGUUCCAACUCUCCCUCCCCUACUUCGUCCCCAUCGGCAUCAACCACCUCCCCCUCCCCCUCGGCCCCCGCCUUGGAAGAACUCCGCAAUUCCAAAGGCCAUCUUUACACGCACUAUCACCGCUUCCAAGUCUCUCCACUCUCCCUCUCCCCUUUUCCUUUUUCUUUUUCCUCUUUACAUGCACCUUUCCGUCGUCGUCAUCGGACCACCAAUAACCACCACCUCGACGAAAUCGAACAAGCCACGGAACGUUGGUUAUCUGCCAAUAACGGCGAACAACGACGGUUGCUCAAGAAGUAUGCAGAGGUACUGGUGCGUAAACGGCGGGCGAGGAGCGCGACGACGAGGUGGGAGACGUUUGCGUUGGGGGCGAGGUACUUUUGUUGGGUGGAGGGGUGUGAGAGGAAUCCUUCUGAGACUCAUAAGGGGAAGGGACAAGGGAAGGAGAAGGGAAAGGGAUAUGGGGAUGUAAGUGGUGGGGGGAGGGGGAAAGAUGGGGAUGGGAAUAGGGAAAGGGAAAGCAGAGAGGGAAGGAAGGAAGGACAGGAGGGAGAGGAAGGAGAAGGAGAAGGGAAAGGAGAAGGGGAUAAAGGAUUUGAUACGCGAGGAGACUUUUGGGAUCAUUUGAAUGGUAGACAUGGGUUGUUGUCGAAGAAGGGGGCGAGGGAGGUUGAGGAUGAACUGGAUAAGGGGAGGAGGUUUGGGUUUGAGUGAUUUUGUGUGUUUGUGUUUUUUGUUUGUGAUACCCUUUUGUGCUUGUGGUUUGGAUUGGGAUUGGAUUGGGAUUGGAUUGACGAACUAUUUCAAAGGCAGAAGUACAUAAAGGAAGAAUGCAUAGCGAUGGAGUUUGGGGGUUUGUCAAAUUGUUAGUCUGUUGCUAUCCCCGACCAGUUGUUGUAAUACCACAAUUCGAUUUUCA